Molecule: messenger RNA, 348 nt
Organism: Penicillium canescens
Lineage: Eukaryota; Fungi; Ascomycota; Eurotiomycetes; Eurotiales; Aspergillaceae
Exons: 2
Coding region: 1-348 (115 amino acids)
Source: RefSeq, a predicted model, not a curated record
AUGUCCUACAACAAACCCACAAGUCCCCCGCCUUCCUACGCAGGACCCUACAACCACGCCUCUCCCCCACCGCAAGGUCCCAGCCCCGGCGCCGCGCAGGAUUACUACGGCGGCGCCCAGACCCAGCCUCAGGCCUAUUACCCGCAACAGCAGCAGGGCUACGGAUACCCGCAGCAGCAACAGCAGGGGUAUUAUAAUCAGGCGCAGCAGCCUAUGUAUUACCCGCCACAGCAGCAGGGGUACUAUGCUAAUGAUCGGGGGAGCAGGUCUGGUGGUGGGGCUGGUGGGAUUUGUGCGGGUAUUAUGGCUGCUUUGGCUUGUUGUUGCUGUUUGGAUAUUUUGUUCUAG